AGUCGGUCGCGCGCUGUCGAGGUCGACUCACGGCUCGUGCUGCUCGCGCGAGCCGCCGCACGAGACGCUACGUCGUCAACGUCAACGGCAACGGCAAGGGGUGCGUCUCGUUCCAACGUCAACUCACGAGUGUUCGUCAGAGUCUGCGUCAUUCGAAAGUGGUAGCGAUAGAGUUGGUGUCAUCGACUUUGUCAGCGCCUUCAUCGGGAGCUUCUUCAAGAGCUUCGUCAGGAGCUUCAUCUCCAUCAACGUCAGCGUCAUCAUCAUCGUGUACCUUGCCGUCAGUGCUAGCGUAGCGCUUGCGUUGGAGUUCGCGUGUUCCUACCUCUUGAGGACUUGUGGACCUGUCUUCUGCGAAGAUAACAUCAGCAUUUGUGUGCAAGCUGUGUUGAUAUUUUAAAAGCUUCUUGUUGGAGUUGGAGUUUAAUCGUCGCACCAGGUCAAUCUUCGCUGGAUACGAAUCAACUCCAUUUCGAAGACCCUCGCCUUAAUCGUCGCCUCAGAAACUGUUGUGGCUUGAUUUUCGUUAUAGCUUCCAAGUCCCGACAUCCUGACCUCAUAGUGACCUUCGUCUCAUUUUCCUCUUUCUCUCAAUCCUGUAAUCCAAUUCCGACGUUUGCAUCAUGAGGAGAUAGCGUGGUGACCCGGUUGGUUUCAAGAUCAACCUAAGAAGUGACACACUACAACUACAACUUCUGCGAGUGUGACUCGUGUGUGUUCUGUUCGUGCGAACAAGUGUAGAGAAGCCCAACAAAAACACACCACGAUGCGGUUAAGAAACUUGGCGUCAGCGGUAACAGGAGUGAUUGCUGCGCUAGUUCUUUGCUCACAUAGAACUCAGGCAGCUAUGGGCUGGGACACUCUCUUCGGUGAGAGGCGCUACGAGCCGCCCAAACGCUGCAACUGCGCGUGUGGGGUACCGAACCGCAGCACUCGGGUGGUGGGCGGCCGGCCCUCACGGAUCAACGAGUACCCGUGGACGGUGGCACUCACCUACCGGGGCCGCUUCUACUGCGGGGGCACUCUCAUCAACGACCGAUACGUGCUCACCGCCGCGCACUGCAUCAACGGGCUGAACCACCAUCGGGUCGAGGUCACGCUGGGGGAGCACGACCGGAAUCUGCCCUUCGAGGCCAUCACACUCAAAACGAAGGUGCUCUGGUGGCUGAAACAUCCCGAGUUUGACGCCAAAACGUUCAACAACGACAUCGCCGUGAUACGCAUGAAGGACCCGGUGGAUUUUAGCCGCAUUAUGAGGCCUGUCUGUCUGCCCAAACCAGGUUACAACUACACCGGCGAGAAGGUGACAGUGGUCGGAUGGGGUCGGACCUCCGAGGGCGGCAACACGGCCAACCUGCUGCAGGAGGUGCUGCUGCCCGUCUUCAGCAACGCCGAGUGUCGGAGCCUAAAGUAUGAUCCGGAAGAAAUCACCAACAACAUGCUCUGCGCCGGCUACACGCAGGGAAAGAUCGACGCCUGUCAGGGAGACAGCGGAGGACCAAUGCUAUGGCAGUCCAAAGACGGAAAGACAGAUCUUAUCGGUAUCGUCAGUUGGGGCCAGGGCUGCGGCCGGCCCGGUCUGCCCGGCGUCUACACUCGAGUCGUCAACUACCUCGACUGGAUCGAAGAGAACACCCCGGACGCGUGUUACUGCGGCCGGCGCACACCGCGAGGCCGUCGCCACGCGCCCGGAGGAGCGCAAAGCAGCGCGAACGGAGCGGGCGGGUCGACGCAUUCCUCAGAUUCCGCCACCGCAGCCAGUGGCUCCCAGCACACGAGAUCUACCUCGCCAACCGGCCGCCGGCGCGUGGCCAAUGUCGACCCCGACCGGCACGUGAGGGUGGACCGUGACACCCACAGCGUCACGGUGGACCACAACACACCCGUGACGACCGGGUCAGAGCCGACCCGACCCGUCUCAACCGCCAGCCAACUCCGACACAGGAGCUAACGGCUCUGGGACUGUGCAUAGUACUCGUACUUCCUAUGUAGCGCACGGCGCCGACCGUGGCGCAGCAGAGUCAACCGUGGCGCGCGGCGGCACGACGUCACAGUCACCGGUGGCGGCGGGUAAUUGCCGUCACCCCCGGCCUCCGCCGCGCCGGCGCGCCGCCCGGUGACCUCUGAAGUGGAACACCAGCUGACCCAUUUCCCGGCUAGCCGGUGCCAUGCGGCGCUAUGCGGGCCGGCCGACCGGCCGGCCGACCUGACCGGCCGGCACCGCACCGCGCCGUUCUCCGCCCGCCGUUCUCCGCCCGCCGCCUCCAGUCACAGGCGGAGGAGGAGGCGAAAGCGGGGGCGGGGCGGAAAGGCGGAGGCGGCGCGGCGGUGGAAAAAUGCGGAAAAGCGGAAUCGGCAAAGUGGUCGCUGUGACGGAGGCGAUAGAAGUCACGAAUUAGAAUCAAAGGUCGAGUUAGCGUGGUGAAAAGUGACCGGAAGGUCAUCGGAAGGUCAGCGAAUGAGUCCAAAAAAAAGCUCAGUGGUGCUGCUUCUAAGCGGCAAAACUACCGUAGUGGACACAAACUCGACGUGCGUGUGCGUGCAUAAUAUGGAUUUUAAGUGGUGUGUUGACUAUGUCUUUCAACCCAGCAUGGACUGAGGGAGUAGUGUAUUAGUGAGAGCAAGGCCGCGAGACCAGAGAGGAGAGAGAGGAGAGGGGAGAGAGGAGAGAGCCGCGCAAAGGAUACCGUUCGUCGCUAGCCAUGCGAGUAACUAGCUGAACUAUGUUACGAUAGAUGACUGCUGUGUCGCAAGACGUCGCAGUGAAUGUAGAGUUCAGUCACGUGACGACGCCGUCGUAUGUCCUCAUAGUCACAUGUUCCCCGAGUGACGUCAUGAAAACUACGGUCAAUAAUUCACACGGUUAUCGAACGAUUUUCCGAGAGUUGUUACACGUUUCCGUGGUGCUGAAAGCCGCCGAUGUUCCUUAUUUUGUUGUUCUGUUAUCAACACGUUGUACCUCUGCCGCAUACAAUAUGCUGAACGUACAAAGCAACAAUAAAAUGAUGCGUUCUCC
Amphibalanus amphitrite is the source of this 3016-nucleotide messenger RNA. Its product is annotated as trypsin-1-like. The record is from RefSeq and is a predicted model, not a curated record. NCBI's taxonomy places the organism in Eukaryota, Metazoa, Arthropoda, Thecostraca, Balanomorpha, Balanidae. Gene Ontology annotation, biological process: proteolysis. The transcript has 7 exons. Gene Ontology annotation, molecular function: serine-type endopeptidase activity. Bases 767 to 1951 code for a protein of 394 amino acids.